Ascochyta rabiei is the source of this 888-nucleotide messenger RNA. RefSeq lists its product as uncharacterized. Lineage: Eukaryota; Fungi; Ascomycota; Dothideomycetes; Pleosporales; Didymellaceae. Gene Ontology annotation, biological process: proteolysis. Gene Ontology annotation, molecular function: serine-type peptidase activity. The record is from RefSeq and is a predicted model, not a curated record. The transcript has a single exon. The coding region runs from base 1 to 888 and encodes 295 amino acids.
AUGCUCCUCACCGCCCUUCUUGGUGCGGCUUUUGCAACAGCAACUACCUUGGCGCAGCCCACCAACGGUACCAACACUACUUACGUCGGCCCCGAGAAUGGAAACCUUGUAAUUGUGGGCGGCAACCUGCAAAGCGACAGCAUCUGGCAACGCAUCAUCACGCUCGCUGGUGGCGUCGACGCCCCCAUCGUCGUCAUCCCUACUGCAGGCGGCGAGCCAACAUAUGACGCCAACUUCUCGUCGGCAGUCUCUUUCCGGCGUCUGGGCGCUAAGAAAGUUACUGUACUGCAUACCUACGACCCGGCUGAAGCAGAUACAUAUAAGUUCAUUGCGCCCCUGCUUGAGGCUAAGGGGGUGUUUUAUGGAGGUGGGCGACAGUGGAGGCUUGUCGAUGCGUAUGCGGGCACCAAGACAGAGACAGCGAUCCAAGCGGUGCUGGACAGAGGCGGAGUAGUGUCUGGAUCGAGUGCGGGUGCAAGUAUCAUGGGCAGUUUCCUGGCACGUGGAGACACCGCGAACAACCAAGUGAUGAUUGGAGAUCACACUGUUGGUUUCGGAUACCUAAAAAACACAGCUAUUGACCAACAUUUCUUGGUUAGGAACCGACAAUUCGAUCUGUUCGACAUCCUGAAGGUGUACCCGGAGUUGCUGGGUAUUGCCAUUGACGAGGAUACGGCGCUGAUAGUGAACAAGAAUGACGCGGAGGUGUUUGGUAGCACUUACGCUGCCUUUUAUGACGGCGGGUUCUGGUCAAGGGAAGGAAGCGAUUUGAAGAAUAUCCCACCGCCGGAGUCUCGCUUCUACUUCCUAAAAGCUGGUGACAAAUACGAUCUGGGUGCAAGAAAGGUCGUCGACGCUGAAACCAUAGCUGAAAGGAGUGAGUUGUAG